Molecule: messenger RNA, 1269 nt
Organism: Arabidopsis arenosa
Lineage: Eukaryota; Viridiplantae; Streptophyta; Magnoliopsida; Brassicales; Brassicaceae
Source: the annotation of a GenBank genome assembly
GUAUGAGACAAUUUUUUAAGUAUGGGGUUGCAAUACUGUUAUCAUGAAUCGUCGAUUGUUACAUUGGCCCUCUAAAUAAAUUUACGCCUAGCCUAUGAAUUUGAUAAGGAAGUGUUUACAUGUAUGGAGUAUAAUGGGUUCGAUGUUAAUGUUUACUUCCACACUUCAAGAAGUGGCGAUUAAAGCAAAACCUAAUAGCUUCGAAUCCACCGUUGCCGUUCCCGGCGGCGGCUUUCUCUCUUUCCGAUGGGGAAGUCUCAGCGGUCCCCGCCGAAGAAACCUUCUCCUAAGCUCCCUCCCACCGCUGUUCCAACUUCGAUUCCUUCUCGUGUUCCUCCGCCGCCUUCUGUUUCCUCUGCGUCUCCGGUGGCUUCUGGUUCGAAUCCUCCGGCUUCGCUUGUGGCUUCUCCGGUGGCCUCUGGUUCGUCUGCGAUUCCUCCGGCUUCUCCUGUGGUUUCUACUGCGGCAACGUUGGGUCCUCCAAUCACGGGAUCUGUGACUGCUCCUGUUUUUGUUGUUGAAACAAAUGUUGCUGCGAGCUCGGCUACUAACUCUAAGAUCCCUGAACCUGGAUCCAAAGCCCAGCUUCUGGAUAUUGACUCUUCCUCACCGGUUGACUCAGCUUCACCUAUUCUCAAAAGUCCCUGGGUUGACGUUGUGAAAGGACCUUCUUCGAAAAAUUGUCCCAGGAAAAAAAAAUCCUCUGGACACGCAAAGAGCAAAGGCAAAUCUCAGUGGAUUACUGAUGUAGUAGAACCUAACACCGAGUUUCUCUCCUCUUCAAUCCCGAAUGAAGGAGCUGCCAUUGACUUGGGUUCAGUAGCAGUUAUUGAUGCAAGUAAGAAUGUGGAUGUCGUUCAUUAUUCAGAAGCGAAGGAGCUGCCUUCUUCAGACACGAAUGUGAUGGCUACUCCCGCAAAGGUUUUUUCAAUUAUCACUACCUCGGCUUCAGUGGUCCAAUCUAGUGCUAAUUCUUUUCGCAUAGCUUCUAGUUCAAAUAAAUUUGCAGUGCUGGAUUUAGCAUCGGAUGUGGUACUGCCUGAUGAUUCAGAAGGAGAUUUUUCUUCCGGGUCGGAUGAUUCGGAUGAGGAUCUCAUUUUGAAUCUUAAGUCAUCAUUUUCAGAAAAAUAUCUACAUGACAGACCGUUGCAAUUGCCGAUCAAGGCAAUAAAUAUGGGUCGUGGAGGAAGAGGAGGGGGAAGACGCGGUCGAGGGAAUCGGGGUCGACGAGGUGGGUUUGGCUGAACCCACUAAAUCGAUUCAUGUUUC